AUGCCGUCUCGUAGGUCCCCAGUACGAGAUUCCCAAGUGUCGCGUGAGUUCUGCAGUGGGCUGUACCCGAAAGUGGAGGAUUCGCUGACAUUGGAGGACGUGACUGUGAAGUUCACCCGGGAGGAGUGGCAGCUCCUGGCCCCUGCUCAGAAGGCCCUGUACCGGGACGUGAUGUUGGAGAACUACAGCCACCUGGUGUCCCUGGGGUACCAGCUGAGCAAACCAGAUGCACUGUCCACGUUGGAACGAGGAGAACCACCCUGGACUAUAGAAGAUGGGCUCCACCGUCCUGCUUGUACAGAUGACAUGCUUCUUGACCAUCUGCUGGGGUCUCUGCAGCGUGACAGCGGGGUAAAUACAGAGGAACAGUGCGGGGAAAUUAAUGAAUUUGAAAAUAGUGUUCAUCAGGACCAAAGUCAUUUUGCUGUAAGGCAAGAUCAUAGAAAGUUAGACUUACGUGGUAAAACGGUGAAAUCGAUUUUAACAUUAAUCAGUCAGAGAAGACGAUAUGAAAUAAAGAACGCUGUCCAGUUUAAUAGAAAUGAGGCACUCUUUCCCCAUGCUAACUCUGAGCAGUUUCCUACUGAAUUUAAAUCCCCUGAUUGUCAGAACUUCAACAACACAAAGUCCCGACUUACGAAGCACCAGGAAAGUCUCACGGCAGAGAAAGCGCAUGUGUGUAGUGAAUGUGGGAAAGCCUUCUUCUGGAAGUCUGUGCUCAUGAACCAUCAGAUGCUGCACACAGGAGAGAAACCCCAUCGAUGCAGUCUGUGUGGGAAAGCUUUCUCCAAAAAGUACUUGCUCACGGAGCAUCAGAAAGCGCACACUGUAGAAAAGCCUUAUAAAAGCACAGAAUAUGGCAAAGAGUUUGCCAUGAAAUCCAAGCUCAACGUGCAUCAUAAAAUUCAUAAAGUAGAGAAACCCCAUCGCUGCGGUUUGUGUGGGGAAGCCUUCUCCAGGAAGCACAUGCUAGCUAACCACCAGAAAGCUCACAUGGGAGAAAAACCUUAUGAAUGCCAGGAAUGUGGCAAAGUAUUUGUCACAAAAUCAGGGCUUAAUAUGCACCAGAAAACGCACACAGGAGAGAAGCCCUGUGCAUGCAGUGAGUGUGGAAAAUGCUUCAGCCGCGAGUUAAGUCUUAUUGUCCAUCAGCGAACCCACAAAGUCCAAAAAUACUUUAAAUGCAGUGAAUGUGGGAAAGCCUUCAUCCGAAAGAAAGAACUACUUUUACAUAAAAGCAUUCAUACAGGAGAGAGACCCUAUACUUGCAGUGAAUGUGGGAAAUGCUUCAUCCGCGAGUUGAGUCUCGUUGUUCACCAGCGAGCUCAUCAUACGAGACAGGUGUCCUUCACAGCCACUGACGGACAAAGGCCCUGCGAGUACAGUGACUAUGCAGAUGCCUUCUGUAACAUCCCAGUCUUCAUUAAGCAACAGCGGACUCCUAGCAAAUCGGAACAUCGUUCUGACGGGACUGCCUGA
Molecule: messenger RNA, 1479 nt
Organism: Chrysochloris asiatica (Cape golden mole)
Lineage: Eukaryota; Metazoa; Chordata; Mammalia; Afrosoricida; Chrysochloridae
Product: zinc finger protein 350-like
Exons: 7
Coding region: 1-1479 (492 amino acids)
Biological process (GO): regulation of DNA-templated transcription
Source: RefSeq, a predicted model, not a curated record